This is a messenger RNA of Penicillium bovifimosum, 2871 nucleotides long. RefSeq lists its product as uncharacterized. Lineage: Eukaryota; Fungi; Ascomycota; Eurotiomycetes; Eurotiales; Aspergillaceae. Gene Ontology annotation, molecular function: ADP binding; protein binding. Gene Ontology annotation, cellular component: kinesin complex. The transcript is spliced from 7 exons. The record is from RefSeq and is a predicted model, not a curated record. The coding region runs from base 1 to 2871 and encodes 956 amino acids.
AUGAACCAACCCACGACUCUGUAUCUGCUCACUUUCGCUCUAUCGGUCGCAUUCACCUACUAUUGGGUCUCCAAAAGAAUUCCGAGCCGGCUCAUCGCUGAUCAAGCUCCAAGGGCGAGAUUCGAGCUCGUUCCAGUGAAGAGCUACGUACCCGCGCGUGCUAGUGGGAUCGAUCUCAUAUUCGUCCAUGGCCUCGGAUCCAACCCUGAUACGACGUGGCAAGCGAGAAACUCCACGAACACCGCACACCUGACCGAGGAAACCCGCCCGAACAGUGAGCAAUACGUGAACUGGGUCAGCGAAUUUCUUCCCAGUGACCUCCCCCGGAGGGAUGCGGUCUAUACACGGCUCCAGACCGUCGGUACCCAUCUUCUUGAACAUAUUGACGGGCAGAUCCGUCAGUCGAAGUAUGAGCAGAGCCGACGCUUGGUCUUCGUGGGACAUAGCUACGGAGGUCUAGUAGUCGAAGAGGCGCUUAUUCAAGCCAAACGCAGGCGCGAGUUCAAUCAUAUUGUGGAGCAAACAAGGGCGAUUCUUUUUCUAGGUACACCGCAUCGCGGUACGAGCUUUGGCCCUUGGGGUCGGCUUGCUGCACUCGCCUUGCAACCGCUAGGAUCUAAUCCAUUGAUCCUGGCCAAUCUGGAAUACGACUCUGUCGUGUUGAGUGAUUUACACGAAAGCUUCAUCUCCAGUAUACGAGAUGAUUUGCAAGUGGUCAAUUUUUAUGAGCAGAGACCGCUUUGCCUUCUCCGACUAGGGUUCUUUCGAUGGCAAAUGUUUUGCGUUUCUGAGAGGUCCGCCACCUAUCAGGGGAACACGGUCAGCAAAAUCGGCCUAGCCGUCGAUCACUACGGGCUGAACAAGUUCGAUUCAAGAAAUGAAAGCUACAAUAUCAUCCUUUCAAAGCUUGCCAGAGUAUUGGCACCUUUGGUUCAACCGACGAAGCGCCAAUAUUCCGUUCCACUUGAGACAGUACAGACCUUUAUUCAGCGUGAUCAGCUUUGGAAGGAGUUGGAAGAAAAGCUUCAAAUACGGCACGGAAGGGCCAGCGUUCCAUUUGCUGUCACUCUGCACGGAUUAGAAGGGGCAGGUAAAUCUCAGUUAGCCCUGAAGUUUACCGAAUGUAGUGUUGAUCGGUAUAGCCCAAUUCUCUGGAUUGAUGCAACACGUGAAGAAACCGUCCGAUCUAGUUUCAGAAGAUGCGCCGCAGAAAUCGGGGUUGCGGACGAACCAAACAAUCAGCAGAGUACAGCUCUUGUGGACGACCGGGUCAUUCAAGGUGUACUUCGAUGGCUUCGCAACCGCACUGACGUGGAUGAUGAAUGGUUGGUUAUCGUCGACAAUGCGGAUGACCUCACUUGGGGUAUCAAAAAGAUCAUGCCAAAGGGAACCCGAGGAAGAAUAAUUAUCACCAGCCGCGAUGCGCAAAGUCAAAAGCUGGUCGAGAAAAGCUGCGAACAAAUUCGAGUUGGCGACAUGUCCCCACGAGAAGCGAGAAUGGUCCUUCUGCGCCAUCUGUCCGACAACGUCGACUUGCUCCCACAGUCUGUGGAAGAGGGCUGCGACGAAGUGGCGAAGAAGCUUGGAUAUUUACCACUGGCGAUUGAUCUUGCCGGGGCGUACAUCGGCAAUAGCGUUGCCCCUGAACUGUCCCUCGCGCGGUAUUUAGAAGACUAUGAGAAGCAUCGCGAUGAGCUCUUGCAGAUGGAUCAUCUUCGAGGGUUAUCCUCUGCGGAGAGAACUGUGUGGACGGUAUGGGAUACUACUUUGGAGAAAAUUGAAACACAGUAUCCCCGCCUGCAGCCUGGUCUACUCUUGACCUUCUUGGCCUGUUUCCAAGGAAAUAUUGUGCAGGACGAAAUGUUUCGUCUCGCGAGUCUAGGUAUGUCUACGGUCGUCAACGAGCUCGGCGAAGAGGAUUCCACUGAGCUCCGAAUGUUUAUUCCGGAAUCCGAAGGAAACGGGUGCACGGGGAUUGGCCUAGUACCACAAUGCACAGCCUGGUUCAGUGGAGAGCAAUUCGUCGCGACCAAAAUCGGAAUUGGCAGUCGUGGUAUACUAGGUUUGUGCUUGCUGCUUGCUGCCAGAUUACGGAAGAAGAUCAUCAGCCACAGGUUCCGUCGGCAUCUUAUCCUGCAUCUUUCGGAUGUAGGUAAUAUUGAUCCAAACUCUAUUAGCAUCAGAGAAAUGGGCGAUGUUUUCAUUCGGACAAUACUGGCAAGGGUACACUAUGAUGAAGGACAGUGGGAGGAGGCCGAGCAGCUCUUUGUGCAGGUGAUGGAGACCCGCAAGACGAAGCUCGGCCAGGACCAUCCCGACACGCUGAUCAGUAUGGGCCACAUAGCCUCAACGUUUUGGAACCAGGGCCGGUGGGAGGAGGCCGAGCAGCUCGAGGUGCAGGUGAUGGAGACUCGCAAGACGAAGCUCGGCGAGGACCAUCCUUCCACGCUGACCAGUAUGGCCAACCUAGCCUCAACGUUUUGGAACCAGGGCCGGUGGGAGGAGGCCGAGCAGCUCGAGGUGCAGGUGAUGGAGACUCGCAAGACGAAGUUCGGCGAGGACCAUCCCGACACGCUGACCAGUAUGGCCAACCUAGCGUUGACGUUUUGGAAUCAGGGCCGGUGGCAGGAGGCCGAGCAGCUCGAGGUGCAGGUGAUGGAGACGAGCAAGACGAAGUUCGGCGAGGACCAUCCCGACACGCUGACCAGUAUGGACAACCUAGCGUCAACGUACAGGAAGCAGGGCCGGUGGGAGGAGGCCGAGCAGCUUGAGAUGCGGGUGAUGGAGAUGACCAAGACGAAGCUCGGCGAGGGCCCUCCUCGCACGCUGACCAGCAUGGCCAAUCUAUCAUCAACGUACAGGAGCCUUUGA